Messenger RNA from Gymnodraco acuticeps, 4344 nucleotides. RefSeq names its product protein phosphatase 2, regulatory subunit B', gamma b (gene ppp2r5cb). Gene Ontology annotation, cellular component: cytosol; nucleus; protein phosphatase type 2A complex. The transcript has 16 exons. The record is from RefSeq and is a predicted model, not a curated record. Lineage: Eukaryota; Metazoa; Chordata; Actinopteri; Perciformes; Bathydraconidae. Gene Ontology annotation, molecular function: protein phosphatase activator activity. Gene Ontology annotation, biological process: signal transduction; protein dephosphorylation.
AAGGUUUGGGUUGUGGAGUGGAGUAACGUUUUCCGAGAGGGGAGCAAGGGCGGCUACGGUUGUACAAUGCCGAAUAAAACGAAAAAAGACAAGGAGUCCCUUAAGUCUGGUAAAGUGGGCAAGAGUGGAGGACAAGACAAUUCAGAGAACGAGCAGAGCUCUAACAGGAAGGCUAGCAAUAGUGCUCCUCCCACCACUCAGCUGCUAAAGGGGAAGCAGCCAGGUUCCCAGACACCUGUCAAAAAGGACAAGAGGCAGAGCUCCUCUCGUUUCAGCUUGAGCAACAACAGGGAGCUGCAGAAGCUGCCUGCUUUCAAAGAUGUUCCCCUUGCAGAGCAGGAGAAGCUGUUCAUCCAGAAGUUGCGGCAGUGCUGCGUCCUCUUUGACUUCGUCUCAGACCCACUGAGUGACCUGAAAUGGAAGGAGGUGAAGCGGGCGGCGAUAAGCGAGAUGGUGGAGUACAUCACCCACAACAGGAAUGUCAUCACAGAGCCCAUCUACCCAGAGGUGGUGCACAUGUUUGCUGUGAACAUGUUCAGGACGUUGCCACAUCAUCAAACCCCACGGGCGCCGAGUUUGACCCCGAAAGAAGACGAGCCCACGCUAGAGGCUGCGUGGCCACAUCUACAGCUUGUUUAUGAAUUCUUCCUACGCUUCUUAGAGUCACCUGACUUUCAACCAAACAUAGCCAAAAAGUAUAUUGACCAGAAGUUUGUAAUGCAGCUCUUAGACCUGUUUGACAGUGAAGACCCCAGGGAAAGAGACUUUUUAAAGACUACUCUUCAUCGCAUCUAUGGCAAGUUCCUGGGCCUGCGAGCAACAUUAGGAAACACAUUAAUAAAUAUUUUAUAGGUUCAUUAUGAGACUGAACAUCAUAAUGGAAUAGCAGAAUUACUGGAGAUAUUAGGCAGCAUAAUCAAUGGCUUUGCAUUUACCGUUUGAAAGAAAGAGCACAAGAUAUUCCUGCUGAAAGUCCCUGCUGCCUUUACACAAGUCAAGUCUCUCAGUGUGUACCACCCACAGCUGGCCCUACGUGUUGUACAGUUCUUAGAGAAGGAUAGCACCCUCACGGAGCCGACCGUAAUGGCGUUGUUGAAGUACUGGCCGAAGACCCACAGUCCAAAAGAGGUGAUGUUCCUGAACGAGUUGGAGGAGAUCCUGGACGUCAUCGAGCCGUCGGAGUUCGUCAAAGUCAUGGAGCCGCUCUUCAGACAGCUGGCCAAGUGUGUGUCCAGCCCACACUUCCAGGUGGCAGAACGAGCUCUGUACUACUGGAACAAUGAGUACAUCAUGAGCCUGAUCAGCGACAACGCUGCCAAGAUCCUGCCUAUCAUGUUCCCCUCGCUCUACCGCAACUCCAAGACCCACUGGAACAAGACGAUCCACGGGUUGAUCUACAAUGCUCUUAAACUCUUCAUGGAGAUGAACCAGAAGCUGUUUGAUGACUGCACCCAACAGUUCAGGGCCGAGAAAAGCAAAGAGAAAGCCAAAUGGAAAGAGAGGGACGAAGCGUGGCUGAAGAUCGAGAAUCUUGCAAAGUCAAACCCACAGUUUUUGCCGUACGUUGACUCGAUAGGCUGCGAUGGUCCGAUGGACAUGGAGACAGACGGGCCGCUGCUAGACGAUGUCAACCUGCUCAAGAAAAAAGUAGAGGAGGAGGCAAUACAGAUCCAAAAAGAUCAGCGUAGAGAGCGCCCGUUGGUGAGGAGGAAAUCCGAACUCCCCAGGGACAUCUGCACCGUCACGGCCUUGGAGAUGCAUCGGAGAGCCGAUGAAAUGAUAACGCCGCACGACGGCCACUAAGAGACCACCCUGGAUCCACCAUGAACCACCAGCAGCAGCAGAGGGCCCACAGAGGCCAGCACAACGUCCGAACUCUGGAAUCUCAGCCCAGCACAACACGGAACUGAACAGCUCCACCUGACGCAGAAAAUGUCUAAAGCGGCACGUCCAAUUAGCCUUGUUCGACUUUUUGGGACAUGCAAUGCUCUGACCCCCCCCCCUCACCCUUCCCCUUUUUGUCCAGCAAAAACAUCUGUGAUGCCGUUUUGUUGUAAAAGACCACAAAGUGCACCAUGUCCCUGAACUUCUCCCAAGAUACUGUAGUGUUAUCUUUCUCUUCUCCCUUGUUUUUCGGGGUCCUGCGCUGCCCCCUCCUGGUCGUCUCUCUCAGGUGUUCUGUUCUGUGCGUGAGCCGUCGUCUCUUCUAGCCUCUUCUCUAUAGAUGUCAGGUGUUUGUACAAAUACCAUGAGCCUUGUUUGGUUUUUAAAACAGAAAUCAGCGGUGGAUGAGAUCAGUCAUUUCUAUAUAUUUAACACAAGCUAUUAUUCUCAUUUUAACUAGACAGUCUAGACAGCUGUUUAUAUUUGAUUUUCUCCUUCACAUAGUAUAUUAGGUGCUCUACUUGGAGUCAAACACACUUCCUAUCGGUAUAACUGCUAUGUUAUUUUUAUUUUCUAUCAGCUGUGAAGAUGAAUUGAUUGUUCUGAUAAUCAGGACAGGACUACUAGUACAGUGUGUGUCCAGAUUAAAAGCGUUACGACACACAGUGCUGGCCUGACAGAGUUCGUUUUUUAAUCGAACAGAUCUUUGUGCUUGUAUAAAAGCAUAGUCUGGUGCCAACUUCUCAUAAAAAUAAACAAUCGUUUUUUAAUUGUGUAGGCAAUAAGUUGACGCAGGUAUGCAGUGUGUGGCUCAAACAAUGGUCAGACAGUGUGCUGUUGUGUGUUUGGAUCUAUUCGAUUGGCUCUUGGGACAGGUCCAGCCCGUGCCUGGUUACAUGAGAGGGGAUUGUGGGAUUUCUUUUUGGUUUCUCGCUCAUAUCCAGCCAUGGUAGGAGUGUGUUCAACACGGCCAUUUAGCAUUCAGUACAAGUCGCUGUCAUUCAUGUUGGGCUAAGAGAGGUCCGAGAGAUGUUCUGGAUUUACACAAUGCUGCUGUGUGGGAGAGAAGUCAACAGGGGCAGAAACUGUGCCCAUGGUGAUCGCUUUUUCUACUCUUCUCAAGCAAGACCCUUUUAUUUAUAAAACACUUGUUAGAGAUUAGACUGCUUUGAGAUGAGGUGUGUUUGCUUUGAACGUGAGCCUUUCUUUUCACAGUGCCUUUUAUAGUCCAAGGGGAUAUUUGUUCCAACGAGAAUCGAGUAGUAGCAUGAACAAAAAGAAAUGCCAGAUCAUUAACAAAAAAAGUUUUCCUUCAAGUCUACGUGGCACACCUCCAGCUGCUGCCUUGUUGAAGCUACAAAGUGGAUUUUGUAGGUGAAAGCUAGAGAGCAGAAGCAGAGUGGUCGCCACCUAGCGAUGAAGCACUUCCUGAUAAAACUUGAAAGAAAAUAGAAAAAAAAACAACUAGAAAAGAAUCCGUGAUGCUGUCUGUCGUGGCGUGAGGGGUCGCCUCCCCUGGGUGGGGUGGAUAAGAGCUCGCCUCCACAGGAGAGGAAAUCUUUUCUGUCCCAUUCCGCUUUUGAUUUAUACCGUUGUUUGACCCCGUCUGCCCGGACCUGCACACUGACUCUAACCGCCCCCCCUCCCCCUUUCUCCAGUAGAAACCUACUACCCAGUAGGCUUGAUAUUCUUUUGAAUCUGCUUCUGGAUGCUUGCAAGUUUUCCUUGUGUUUUUUCUUCUUCCUUUGCCUGCAGAACCUCUCAGUCAGUGUUUCAACUGAAUGUGCAAAUUGUAAAUAAUACUGCAGUCACGUUUUUUCUUUUUUCUCUGUGUUUGUCUGGAAGAAAAACAUUCACCAAAGGCUUCUUACCUCACCCCCCUGUGCCCACAGUGGAUUGUAAUGAAAGUGAAUCCAUCCCUUCGGUGAUCUACGUCCUCUGAUUGUUGGUUGUCUGGGUUUGUUACGCUCACUGGUGACUGUUGUUCUUCUCAAAAUGGCUUUAAUAUUGGCUUCUUUGGAGCUCUCCAUGUCACAUUUGUCUUCUUUCAAAAGAAUGAAGUGUGCUUUAGUAUACGUCUCAUACUAAAUGGCUUCUAUUGUACAUAUAAUGUACUUUUAUUUUAUGUUAUAACUAUUAAAUGGUAGAUUUCAUAUUUUGUACAAAACCCUGUGUACAGAAUACAGAGGUUAUUAUUAGCAACUGCAGACAGUUGGUAUGUGGCACAGACUUCAACACACGUGACUAUUUACAUUUAGAGAACCGUAUAGAAUUUGGAUAGUUUAUCUAUUUGUAAUCUGACAUCUUUUCCGUUUUUGUUUUUCGUCUUCACACGUGUUGAUAUUCUACAUAAAUGAGCUUUUUGUGUGUGUGCUUUUAUCCAAAUCUCCAGUGGUGUUCAUCUAUCUAUAUACAGCAAAUAAAGAGAACAUGUGAGUUUUAUAUUUUCAUCCUAAAAAA